AUGAUAAAAGGAAUAGCUGAUAGUAUUCAACGGAACGAAGAAAAGCUUGAGAUGUUGAUCUCAUCGAGUAGUUCAAGUAAUGGAGUUGCUGCAGCUGUUAAAACUGGCUCCGUAAAAGCUGAGUCAGAAAGCAGUUCGUCUGAUGACGAAUCAUCUCCUGAUGACGAAUCAUCUUCUGAUGAUGAGCCUGCCAAGAAAAAGACUAAAGAAGAUACCAAGACUCCUAAAGAGGAGAGCACUAGUGACGAUUCUAGCGAGGAAUCUGAUGAAAAAGAGAUUCAUACUCGUUUUGGCCCUGGUCGUGGUCUUUUUGUCGGUGGUCGUUUACGCGGUGGUCGUUGUGGCGGUCGAGGCCGUUGUGGUGGCUGUUGA
Microthlaspi erraticum is the source of this 372-nucleotide messenger RNA. NCBI's taxonomy places the organism in Eukaryota, Viridiplantae, Streptophyta, Magnoliopsida, Brassicales, Brassicaceae. The record is from the annotation of a GenBank genome assembly.